CGAUGUUACGCUCUAGCUACCGCAGCCGCCGCUCCAUGGUACUCGGGAGGACUGGCUCACUUUACGACGCUUGCUGCCGGAGUACGGCACUUUCUGGUUCCUUAUUCACUUCACAUUCAACAUGGCGUCGGGCAGCGGGACUAAAAACCUGGACUUCCGUCGGAAGUGGGAUAAAGAUGAAUAUGAGAAACUUGCAGAAAAACGGCUCACGGAAGAGAGAGAGAAGAAAGAUGGCAAACCAGUUCAGCCUGUCAAGAGGGAACUUCUGCGGCACCGAGACUAUAAAGUGGAUCUGGAAUCCAAGCUGGGGAAAACCAUUGUCAUCACCAAAACUACCCCUCAGUCAGAGAUGGGAGGAUAUUACUGUAAUGUAUGUGACUGUGUGGUGAAAGACUCCAUCAACUUCUUGGAUCAUAUCAAUGGCAAAAAGCAUCAGAGGAAUCUGGGCAUGUCCAUGAGGGUGGAGCGCUCCACACUAGAUCAAGUGAAGAAACGCUUUGAAGUGAACAAGAAGAAAAUGGAGGAGAAGCAAAAGGAUUAUGACUUUGAGGAGAGGAUGAAGGAGCUCAGAGAAGAGGAGGAAAAGGCCAAAGCCUAUAAGAAGGAAAAACAGAGAGAGAAGAAGAGGAGGGCAGAGGAAGACUUGACAUUUGAAGAGGAUGAUGAAAUGGCAGCUGUGAUGGGUUUCUCUGGCUUUGGCUCUACCAAGAAGACUCACUGAUCAGCUCUGGACUUCCCCUUUCUUUAUAAAGAUUGUUUAUACCCCCAGGACUCUGGAAAACUCUUCAAAGACUUGACGGAGAAUUUAUAUGUAAUUCUCGCAGUAGACGUUGGCUGGAGGAGUUGGGAAGCAAUUUCACGUUCAACCUGUGCUGCAGAACAAGCUCUGUCCCCUGUCUUUAGUGCCCCACUGCCUGCAGAGAUACCAUAACCUUAGCCUAGCUGGCAAACCUCUAAAUUCCAAAUACAGACCUUUCAAUUAGUGUCUUCUCCACAAACUCCCCCUGUCCUAUUCUGCAGUAAAUUCUGUGGAGUUCUCCUGGUUUCUGUCUUUGAUUCUUUUCAUCUUUUGUGAGGAGUCUGCAAGCUGAAUGUUUCUUUUGGAAACCCCAUUGGCCUUUAGCCACCUCAUUCUUUGUACUAGUCCUGGCUGCUUGUCACUUCGUGUUCUGUGGCCUUGUGUGUGUUCGGGGAAACAUUCUGUUGGGUACCUUUUAGUGUUAAACUAAUAAAAUUCUGUACAGAUGGUAUGGUUCAGGAAUUGCUCGUCCAUCUGAGAAAUGGGUAUACUUUUUGUUUGCUUAAAAUACAGAUAAUUCUUUAAUUUUUUUAGAAUGUGUAACUAAAGGAAUUACACUGUAAUGAGUGAUUAAAUAUGGAUUGUAUACGUUGAAUUUUUAUUUCUUUUGUUGAGAAGAGCUUGAGGCUUUUUGGACACUGAGUUUGCUGAAACUUCUUUUUAUAUUUUAUUUUCACUGUUUUCCUUGUGUUCAGUGGUGUAAUCAGAAUUUCUUUAGCUUAGGUAAGGAUUACCUUUCUGGGACUUACCUAGGAUAGAGCUAAAGGGAAAACAGCAGAGAAAUAUGUGGAAUUUGCCUAAAAUAUUUUUUUUUUUGUUGGAAACUAUCAGAUUGUUUUGUAGGGAAUCUUGUUUUUAUUCUUUUUAAGUUAGGACUUGAAAACAGAACAGAUAAUGGCUUUCAAAGUGCGUGUGUGUUUGAUAUGUGGAUUUUCUUUUCUGUGUGUGUGGGGAGGGCGGGGGGGGAAUAUUUGGGUCUCCUAUGCAUGUUGGUAGGAAAUCCCAGAUUGGAAUUUCUUGCCUCGGCUAUAAUUAAUGGACUCUAGUAUUUAAUGGCCGUUGUAGUAUGUCCCUAAAUAUUUCUGAUCUUCUUUGGAGCUUUUUCUUUCCCAUCUUGCAUCUGGUUGGGGACCUGCUUUCUGAGCAACUUCUGAUCUCCUAUUCCCCAAAUCCUUUUCAUUGCUCCUUUUAUUUACUUCAGUCCAACCCUCUGUGACUCAGCUGCUUUUUCGGGUUAGGAGGAUUUACAUCUCGUGUCGCUGAUUUUCAUAGUGCCAUCCUUUUUAUAUUGAUGGGAUCAUUGUUCUUUCCACUCUCUCUGUACCUUUGUGAAAUCUCAGACUCAAGGAAGGGCUGCAGUGUAUUUAGCCUUCUCUUUCUAAUACACACAGAAUAAAUCCUGUAAUGCUUU
Dermochelys coriacea (leatherback sea turtle) is the source of this 2210-nucleotide messenger RNA. RefSeq names its product zinc finger matrin-type 2 (gene ZMAT2). Bases 122 to 721 code for a protein of 199 amino acids. The transcript has 6 exons. Gene Ontology annotation, cellular component: U4/U6 x U5 tri-snRNP complex; spliceosomal complex. Lineage: Eukaryota; Metazoa; Chordata; Testudines; Dermochelyidae. Gene Ontology annotation, biological process: mRNA splicing, via spliceosome. The record is from RefSeq and is a predicted model, not a curated record. Gene Ontology annotation, molecular function: nucleic acid binding; zinc ion binding.